Messenger RNA from Neofelis nebulosa (Clouded leopard), 336 nucleotides. RefSeq names its product large ribosomal subunit protein eL38. Gene Ontology annotation, molecular function: structural constituent of ribosome. The transcript has a single exon. The record is from RefSeq and is a predicted model, not a curated record. NCBI's taxonomy places the organism in Eukaryota, Metazoa, Chordata, Mammalia, Carnivora, Felidae. The coding region runs from base 84 to 296 and encodes 70 amino acids. Gene Ontology annotation, biological process: protein-RNA complex assembly; translation. Gene Ontology annotation, cellular component: ribosome; cytosolic large ribosomal subunit.
UUUUCCGUCCUCCCUUCUUGCCGCUCGCCGCGAGUGUCUCUUGGGCGCUGCCUGCCGCGCGGUCGCCUGCGCCCCUCGUAACCAUGCCUCGCAAGAUUGAAGAAAUCAAGGACUUUCUGCUCACGGCCAGGCGAAAGGAUGCCAAGUCCGUCAAGAUCAAGAAAAAUAAGGAUAAUGUGAAGUUUAAAGUCCGAUGCAGCAGGUACCUUUACACUUUGGUCAUCACAGACAAAGAGAAGGCAGAGAAACUGAAGCAGUCCCUGCCCCCAGGUUUGGCAGUAAAGGAGCUGAAAUGAACCCGGCACACUGAUUGGAACUGUAUUAAAGUUUUUAAAA